Perkinsus marinus ATCC 50983 is the source of this 270-nucleotide messenger RNA. RefSeq lists its product as hypothetical. The record is from RefSeq and is a predicted model, not a curated record. NCBI's taxonomy places the organism in Eukaryota, Perkinsozoa, Perkinsida, Perkinsidae. The transcript is spliced from 5 exons. The coding region runs from base 1 to 270 and encodes 89 amino acids.
AUGUGCCUUGAGUUUGCUGUGGACUCGCAGUUCAAGUUCAAAGUCGAGGCUGAGGCUCAUCCUAUGGACAUCGGCGAUAUCAUUAUGAAGGUUUGCAUGACAAGGGGCCCCUGCAACGGCAGUGGCGGUCAAGGGCUUCAUAGAAGCCAACGCCCCUCGAUCGCGCAGUUGCCACUUGGUCGUAUCGGGGGCACCUCUAGAGGAGGUCGGAAGAAGAGGGGGUCCCAGUACGGUCAUUUGGCUAAGCUCAUAUCGAGCAAGGGAUUCUAA